GCAAACUCUGCUCUGUCCCUGGGACGGCAAGCAGUGUCACCUCUUCUGGGAAGCCCACCCAUCCCUACAGUGGCUCCACAUCCCACUUAUCUCCGCCUUUCCCAUCCUCCUGAUGCCUUUGGAGGUGUCUGCGUGCAUGGAGCACCCCACCUAGAGAACAUGAACACAACGGAGGUCAAAGGGUAAUGUCCAUGAUGUUUUCCCAACUAUCAAGGCUGCAGGUGGAGCCCAGGUAUCCCUUCACUGGCUGCAGCUCCAGCUCCACCCACUCCCCAGCACAUAAACAUUUCAUUGCUUCGUUGGAUCAUCACAGAGCGUGAAAGGAAGCAAGUGAAGAGGAGCACAUAGAGCUGAAAAGAAACUCAGAGGAGGGAUCCCAGAGGAGAGUGGCCAUGGAGCUGAUCCCAAGCUUUUCCGUGGAAACCUGGGUUCUCCUGGCUACCAGCCUGGUGCUCCUCUAUGUAUAUGGGACUUACUCAUAUGGACUUUUUAAGAAGCUGGGGAUUCCUGGACCAAGACCUGUGCCCUAUUUUGGAAGUACUCUGGACUACCACAAGGGUAUUCAAGAAUUUGACAAUCAGUGUUUUAAAAAGUAUGGGAAAAUGUGGGGGUUUUAUGAAGGUCGACAACCUAUGUUGGCUGUCACAGAUCCAGAUAUAAUCAAAACAGUACUAGUGAAAGAAUGUUACUCUGUCUUCACAAACCGGAGGGUUUUUGGUCCAAUGGGAAUUAUGAAAAAUGCCAUCUCUCUGGCUUGGGAUGAACAAUGGAAGAGAAUACGGACGUUGCUGUCUCCAGCCUUCACCAGCGGAAAGCUCAAGGAGAUGAUAUAUUUUAUGUCUAGAUGUUCCCCCAUCAUUGCCCAGUAUGGAGAUGUGUUGGUGAGGAACCUGAGGAAGGAAGCAGAGAAAGGCAAUCCAGUCAACAUGAAAGACAUGUUUGGAGCCUACAGCAUGGAUGUGAUUACUGGCACAGCAUUUGGAGUGAACAUUGAUUCCCUCAACAACCCACACGAUCCCUUUGUGGAAUAUAGCAAGAACCUCUUAAAAUUUAGACCCUUCGAUCCACUCAUUCUUUCAAUAAUAUUAUUUCCAUUCCUCAACCCAGUUUUUGAAAUAUUAAACAUUACUCUGUUUCCAAAAAGUACUGUGGACUUUUUCACAAAAUCUGUAAAGAAGAUUAAAGAAAGUCGCCUCACAGAUAAACAAACGAAUCGAGUGGAUUUACUUCAGCUAAUGAUUAAUUCUCAGAAUUCCAAAGAAAUUGACACCCAUAAAGCUCUGUCUGACAUAGAACUCGUGGCCCAAAGUAUUAUCUUUAUUUUUGGUGGCUAUGAGACCACUAGCAGUAUUCUUUCCUUCAUUAUAUAUGAAUUGACCACUCACCCUGAUGUCCAGCAGAAACUGCAGGAGGAAAUUGAUGCAACUUUCCCCAAUAAGGCCCCUCCCACCUACGAUGCCCUGGUACAGAUGGAAUAUCUUGACAUGGUGGUGAAUGAAACUCUGAGAAUGUUUCCAAUUGCUGGGAGACUGGAGAGGGUCUGUAAGAAGGAUGUGGAAAUCCAUGGGGUGUCCAUUCCCAAAGGGACAACAGUGCUGGUGCCACUCUUCGUUCUUCACAACAACCCAGAACUCUGGCCAGAGCCUGAGGAGUUCCGUCCCGAAAGGUUCAGUAGGAAGAACAAGGACAGCAUAAAUCCUUACGUCUACCUGCCUUUUGGAACUGGACCCAGAAACUGCAUUGGCAUGAGGUUUGCUUUCAUGAACAUAAAACUCGCUCUCGUCAGAAUGCUUCAGAACUUCUCCUUCAAACCUUGUAAAGAAACACAGAUCCCCCUGAAAUUAUACACUCAAGGACUUACGCAGCCAGAACAACCUGUUAUUCUAAAGGUUGUGCCUAGAGAUGGGACCACAAGUGGAGCCUGACUUUCUCUAAGGAUUUUCACUCUGAUUUUGAAGGAAGCUGCAUCUCACAACACCAGAGACGUGAUCUACUUUGAUAAAACCAAUAAAUGAAGAUGGCCUUCACCUACUGUACUUGAUGCACUGGUGUAUAACCUCUCAGGAUGACCGAGCUGCCCGGAGGCCAGUCCCUGGAAAGUUCUGCGGUGAUGACUGAGCCUCCACUGCCCUCCCAAUUCCAGUUUUAAACUCCAACUCUGCUCUGUGUAUAACAUAGGGGCCAUGAAGCCAGGAAUGCAAGAGUUCCCUACUUUUCCAGACUUUAUAGACUGACUUUGCUGGAUGGAUCUGUCUGCUUGGGGGAGAGUGGGAGACCACCAGGAAUGAGGGUGGAGGAGGAGUCAGGAGAAGGAAAGACUCGGAUCCACAGCACUGGGCCUGGGAGACUACGUGACCUAGGGAGAAGGCAGAUAAGCUGGUCCCAGAGAUAUAUGAUCUCUGGGACACAGGAGGUACCACACAGGCACUGCACUGUGCAACGGGUCCUGGGAACACGUGUGCUGGCACCAGACGCCACAGCGCGGCCCAGGGACAUCACGCAGGGGAAGGUGGCUGCCCCGCUCCCCCGGGAGCCACCAAGACCCCCAGGACGGGUCGUCUGCUGCGGCUGCUUCUCUGCUUCACUGACCCGAGUCGGUGUCCGGGGAGUGAGCGGCUGCUCCCCUGAGCCCGGGCCGCGUGCACCUGUUCUGCUGCAGGGGGCGCUGCACAAGGGGCUUCUGGCUGUGCCCGCUUCCCUGAUGGAAAUGCUGGGGUUCCCCCAGGCAUAGAAGGCCGGGAGGCAGAGCUCUGGCAGAG
Messenger RNA from Dama dama (fallow deer), 2759 nucleotides. RefSeq names its product cytochrome P450 3A28. The transcript is spliced from 18 exons. Bases 393 to 1925 code for a protein of 510 amino acids. Lineage: Eukaryota; Metazoa; Chordata; Mammalia; Artiodactyla; Cervidae. Gene Ontology annotation, biological process: oxidative demethylation; steroid metabolic process. Gene Ontology annotation, molecular function: iron ion binding; testosterone 6-beta-hydroxylase activity; heme binding. The record is from RefSeq and is a predicted model, not a curated record.